UAGCUCCUAUGCCAUUUCCAUCAAAACCCCAAUUAAAAAUUCACAAUACCCACUACCCUGUUGUUAGAGUCUGAAGCAAAAAGGGGUAUCAUGUUUCAGAACGUAGUGGAUGCCAUUACUGGUGACAGUAGCACUGAUGGUAAUAAGAAGAUGAAAUGUGUGAGUGGCGAUGGUGAGUGUAAGAAGAUCAAAGGCUCUGUUGUUUUGAUGAAAAAGAAUGUUUUGGACUUCAAUGACGUCCAUGCUUCGGUUCUCGAUCGUCUUCAUGAGUUGCUUGGCCAUGGAGUCUCUCUGCAACUUAUUAGUUCUGUUAACUGCAGUGACGAGCCUGCGGCUGCUGAGAAUGGCAUGCGGGAAAAAGUAGGAAAGCCUGCAUAUUUGGAAGAUUGGAUUACUACAAUAGCUCCAUUAACACCUGGAGACAUAGCAUUCAAAGUUACCUUUGAUUGGGAUGAUGAGAUUGGAGUUCCUGGGGCAUUCAUCAUCAGAAACAAUCAUCACAGUGAAUUUUACCUGAAAACUCUCACUCUAGAAGAUGUUCCUUGCCAAGGUCGAAUUCACUUUGUCUGCAACUCAUGGGUUUAUCCUGCCAAACGAUAUAAGAAAGAUCGAAUUUUCUUUGCAAAUAAGACAUACCUCCCACAAGAGACGCCAAUGCCACUGCGCAAAUACAGGGAGGAAGAGCUGGUGAACUUGAGAGGAGAUGGAAAAGGAGAGCUUCAGGAAUGGGAUCGUGUCUAUGAUUAUGCUUACUAUAAUGAAUUGGCAGACCCUGAUAAGGGUCCAAAGUAUGUGCGACCAAUUCUUGGAGGGUCUGCAGAGUACCCUUAUCCUCGCAGAGGAAGAACUGGCAGACCACCAGCAAAAUCAGAUCCCAAAUAUGAAAGCAGGUUGCCGCUUCUCAUGAGCUUGAACAUAUAUGUUCCAAGAGAUGAACGAUUUGGUCACUUGAAGAUGGCUGAUUUCCUUGCUUAUGCACUGAAAUCCAUAGCUCAGUUUAUUAAACCUGAACUAGAGGCCCUAUUUGACAGCACCCCAAAUGAAUUCGACUCUUUUGAUGAUGUACUAAAGCUCUACGAGGGAGGGAUUCAGCUCCCUGAUGGCCCCUGGCUAGAAAAUAUAAGGCAAAACAUUCCACUGGAGAUGCUUAAGGAAAUUUUCCGAACUGAUGGAGAAAGGCUUUUCAAAUUUCCAGUGCCGCAAGUAAUUCAAGAGAGUAAGACUGCUUGGAGGACUGAUGAAGAAUUUUGCAGAGAAAUGCUGGCUGGUGUAAACCCUGUCAUCAUUCGUCGCCUCGAGGAUUUCCCUCCGAAAAGCAAGCUAAACAGCAAAAAAUAUGGCGACCAAAACAGUAAAAUAACAGAAGAGCACAUUAAGAAUAGCUUAGAUGGACUUACUGUACAUGAGGCGAUCAAGAACAACAAAUUAUACAUACUAGAUCACCAUGAUACAGUGAUGCCAUACCUGAGGAGGAUAAAUACUACUUCCACAAAGACAUAUGCAUCAAGAACCCUACUAUUCUUGAAAGAUGAUGGUACUCUGAAGCCUCUAGCAAUUGAAUUAAGCCUGCCUAAUCCUGAGGGAGAUCAAUUUGGAGCCAUUAGCAAAGUAUGCAUACCAGCUGAAAAUGGUGUUGAAGGUUCUAUUUGGCAACUGGCUAAAGCUUAUGUGGCUGUAAUUGACUCUGGCAUUCACCAACUUAUCAGCCAUUGGUUGCAUACCCAUGCUGCAAUUGAGCCAUUUGUGAUUGCAACGAAUAGGCAUCUAAGUGUGCUUCAUCCGAUAUACAAACUUCUGCUCCCUCACUUCCGUGACACAAUGAAUAUAAAUGCAGUUGCUAGACAGACACUUAUUAAUGCUGGUGGAUUGUUGGAGUUUACAGUAUUUCCUGGUAAGUAUGCCAUGGAAAUGACAUCCAUGGCUUACAAAAGCUGGAAUUUCACAGAACAAGCACUUCCUGAGGAUCUAAAGAAGAGAGGAAUGGCAGUUGAAGAUCCUAAUUCCCCACACGGUCUACGCUUACUGGUAAAAGACUAUCCUUAUGCUGUUGAUGGGCUUGAGAUAUGGUCAUCAAUCAGGGAAUGGGUGAAAGAUUACUGCUCCUUUUACUACAAGACAGAUGACAUGGUAAUUAAAGAUCCUGAACUCCAGUCAUGGUGGAAGGAACUUCGCGAGGUAGGCCAUGGCGACAAGAAAGAGGAGCCCUGGUGGCCUAAGAUGCAGAUAAGGGAAGAACUGAUAGAAUCCUGCACCAUAAUUAUAUGGAUUGCAUCUGCUUUACAUGCAGCAAUCAACUUUGGGCAAUACCCAUAUGGAGGCUACCUUCCCAAUCGUCCAAGCAUAAGCCGUAGAUUCAUUCCUGAAAAAGGAACUCCAGAACAUGAGGAGCUUACAAUGAACCCAGAUAAAGCUUUCUUGAAAACAAUCACUGCGCAGCUGCAGACUGUUGUUGGCAUUUCCCUUAUAGAAAUCUUGUCAAGGCAUUCAUCUGACGAAGUUUAUCUUGGACAGCGAGACACACCUGAAUGGACAACAGAUGAUAAACCAAUAGAGGCUUUUAAAGAAUUUGGGAAGAGGCUGGAAAAAAUUGAGGAGAAGAUUAUAGAGAUGAACAGAGAUGAGGAACUGAAGAACCGCAUUGGACCAGUUAUGAUGCCAUACACUUUGUUAUUUCCUCGCAGUGAUGUUGGACUUACUGGCAAGGGAAUUCCCAAUAGUGUUUCGAUCUAAAAAUUCUCCGCAGGAAAAUUUCAGUUCUUGUUUAAUAUCAAUGCACUUUUAUGUAGAAAGCUUCAAGUAGCUGUAUCAGAAUCUGUUCUAGGAUUAAGGUAAUAAAAUUCAUAAAUAAUGGGCAGAUCAGAACGUAGCAAA
Manihot esculenta (cassava) is the source of this 2871-nucleotide messenger RNA. Its product is annotated as probable linoleate 9S-lipoxygenase 5. Gene Ontology annotation, biological process: lipid oxidation. The coding region runs from base 91 to 2730 and encodes 879 amino acids. The record is from RefSeq and is a predicted model, not a curated record. Gene Ontology annotation, molecular function: protein binding; metal ion binding; oxidoreductase activity, acting on single donors with incorporation of molecular oxygen, incorporation of two atoms of oxygen. The transcript is spliced from 9 exons. NCBI's taxonomy places the organism in Eukaryota, Viridiplantae, Streptophyta, Magnoliopsida, Malpighiales, Euphorbiaceae.